Molecule: messenger RNA, 4048 nt
Organism: Pseudoliparis swirei
Lineage: Eukaryota; Metazoa; Chordata; Actinopteri; Perciformes; Liparidae
Gene: zdhhc16b
Product: zinc finger DHHC-type palmitoyltransferase 16b
Exons: 9
Coding region: 1860-3374 (504 amino acids)
Biological process (GO): protein palmitoylation
Cellular component (GO): Golgi apparatus
Molecular function (GO): palmitoyltransferase activity
Source: RefSeq, a predicted model, not a curated record
GCGCCCUCUUCACCUGACCAGGUAAAUCAGGUCAAUGUCAAGCGGAUUACGUGUCAGUGUUCUUUUAUUAAUGAGCAACGACUCGGGGUCGAAGGUGGCGGGAGGCCAGCCCGCAGGAACGAGAGAGCAAACGGCAGCACGUCUCGGAGCUAGCUAAUUGGAUGAAUGCUUAAUUUGGCCGUUUGAGAGAUUAUAAGGUUAUUAAACCGCAUAUUAUUCACUAUUUAAUGGCGAUUUGUUUAAUAAUCUCAGUCUCUGAUUGCAUUUAGUAGAUAUUCUGUGCUGGUUACGAGCUACAAUGACUCGCAAAUAUGCUAUACUGACAUCACAAUACUCCAUUAAGACAUGUUAAUACUUGUAUAGUAUAAUUUACGUUAUAUAACUAUAUUCUCUCUGUGGCUGUCGGUGCUUUCACAGGGAUGGAAGAUUAUCAUAGCUGUCAAAUUCAUGCUAAUAUUGUGGAAUUAAGAAUUAAUUUUAUUCUGAAAAAUUAAUUAAUUAAUUAAAAAGCUGCACUACUUGAAUGUAUGUAAAGUGGCCUUCUAGACUGGGAAAACAAAUUAAUUAAAAUACAAACAAUUAAAUCACGAUAUUACGGAUUGAAGCAACCCUAUUAUUAUUAUUAUUAUUAUUAUUAUAAUCAUCAACAACAAGGCUGCAUAUUUGUUUUCUCUAUUCAACAAUUAAUAAUUGAGUCUACAAAAUGUAAAUAAAAUGCCCAUUUAACUUUGCCGGAACAUUACCUGCCAUAAUAAUCAGAUUGUCAGUAUAUUGGCAAAUUAAAUGUAUGUUGAUUGAUUAAUCAAUGACCCGUAAAUGUCUUUCUUUUGUAGCUCUACACACUAUCCUAGUAACCAUAGCCUCAACAUAAUGCUGUGGUUGAGUACGCCUCUCUUUCACAUACAUGGCCACAGUAAUUAUAGAAAGUCAUUUGUUAAACUGUUAAUUUAUAUAUAUGAUGAGUUAUUGAUUAAUCUGUACUGUAUAUAUAUCUUUAAAAAUAAGGACGUAUUGAUUGCAAAAUCCGUAGCGAGUGUCUUAAAACUGCUUGACCACGUAUUUAUUUUAUAUGAAAUAAACAAGCGUGUAGAUGUCAGUUGAUUCACGUCGAGAGAGAAGAGAGAGAUUUACUUCAUAUGUUAUGGCACAGAUGCUCUGGAUAGUGGAUAAGGUCAAUUAAAAGACUGGAAGUUAAGUGGAAGUGGGCCUCCGCACGUAGUAAUUAAGCUCGCUCCGUAAAGUGUAAAUUGGUGUUCAAUCCUGAUUUAUUAAUGUUGCACGUAGCGCCAUUAAAUAGGUAAACGGCGCCUUCGGAUGGGACGUACAGGUGUCACAUUGACAUCCUUUUACUUUACAUCACUUCAUUGCACUUUUUAUUUAUUCAUUCAUUUUCUCCGGUAACUUACGGGAUAGUCGAGUUGCAGCUGACGGCGAAGCGAGAGCGAGAGGGGCGGGUCGUUGACGGCGAGAGGGCCCAGAGGUCCCAGAGGUCCCAGAGGAGCAUCUCUCAUUCUCUCGUCCGGAGAACCUGAACAAAGCUUAUCUGUGUAACCAAUACUCUCCUUCAUGGAAUGAUGCCCACCAGGGAUCGGGUAGCUUCUUUUAUUUCCUACUUAAGAAACUCCCCUCUCUUACCGGGUUACCGCGCCGCGUGUUUCGAAGAGGUUUUUUUCUGUUGGCCCGCACGUCUGGAUUUUGCUAUGAAUUAUUAACGGGAGGAGAUAAUUUCUAAGGGGGCCGAGUGGGCGUCGCUCGGUACCUGGCGGCUCGUCCUUGUUUUCCUUUAUGAAGGUCGCGUGUCGCGCGGAGGAUGCCCGCUGCUUUUCGGGAGACGUAACUGUUAUUUAAAAAGUGUUUAAAUGUGCGAGGAGCCGCCGCCGCUCUUUGACUUCCCCCCGGAGGAGGCGAUGGCGCUGGAACACGUCCGUCUCCGCUACGAAGAGCUGCUGUUCUACACGGCCUGCGUUUUCAACUGUUGGUCCGUGUGUCUGUGUGUGUGUGUGUGUGUGGAAGGCAGAGUGUGUAGGAGAGGAGGAGGUGGAGGAGGUGGAGGUGGCAUGCGUACGGGCAGCAGCAGCUGGAGGUGGCAGCUCUCCCGGGCCAUGAGACUGGCUCUGCGCUGGUUCCGCUGGUGCCGCCUGCAGAGAGGCGGCGGCGGCGGUGGGGCGACCGAGCGGCGCGGCGCCGCCGGCCGGCUGCUGGAGCUGUGGCGCUACGGCCGGCUGCUGCUCACCUCGCUGCACUUCAACAGCCUCACCGACUCCGACACGCUGCUGGACUGCGCCUUCGAACCCGUCUACUGGAUCGUGGACAACGUGACCCGCUGGUUCGGAGUGGUGUUCGUCUGCCUCGUCGUGCUGCUGACCACCUCCGUCGUGGUCAUCAUCUACCUGUUCGUCCUGCCCACGAUUCUCAGCACCUACCCGUCGUACUGGAUCGCCUGGCACCUGAGCUGCGGCCACUGGCUCCUCGCCAUGGUGGUCUUCCAUUACUACAAGGCCACCACCACCCCUCCGGGACACCCGCCCAAGGAAAAAAUGAAUAUUCCCUCAGUAUCCAUCUGUAAGAAAUGCAUCACUCCCAAACCUCCCAGGACGCACCACUGCAGCAUCUGCAACACCUGUGUUCUGAAGAUGGACCACCACUGUCGUAUCCUUCCAUCAAGCAACAUCAAACAAAUCCUGGUUGAACAACUGCGUCGGCCACUUCAACCAGCGCUACUUCUUCUCCUUCUGCCUCUACAUGACGCUCGGCUGCUUCUACUGCAGCGUGAGCAGCAAGGCCCUGUUCCUGGAGGCCUACGGCGCCAUCGAGAGAUACUAUCAGACUCCGCCUCCAACCGACGUCGACAUCGAGACCACGGCUCAGAAGUGUAUCAUCUUCCUCUGGGUGUUGACCAGCACGGUGACGGUCGCUCUCGGAGGACUGACCAUUUGGCACAGCAUCCUCAUCAGCAGAGCCGAGACCAGCGUGGAGCGCCACAUCAACCACAAAGAGACCAAAAGGCUCCGGGAGAAGGGCAAGCUCUUCAAGAACCCCUACCACCACGGCACCAUGAACAACUGGAAGCUGCUGCUGGGUGUGGAGGAAAGGAGACACUGGGUCACGCGGGUCCUCUUGCCCUCCAGCCACCUGCCCAGAGAGGACGGCAUCAUGUGGGACUUCAGCUUCGCCAGAACAGACCCCAUGGCCAUCUGACCCCUCCUCUAAAAACAACAACAACAACAACGUAUAGGCAUCGCGAGUCUCAGCUCGGGGACUCAGAGCGGAAGCUGCUUCAAUGUGACGAGAGGAAGAAGCGUUGUAGUUCCACAAUUAGACACACGGGGGUCUUUUGCACUGUUUGGGGAACCGCCUGGAGCAAAGCACUGUGACUCAUCUCGACGCGGGCCAGCGGUGCUGCUGGCCAGCGUCGUCGGGAAGACGACGGCGUUCUCCCGCCCGCCCGAAAAAAGGAAAAAAAAUAGACUUUUCCGUUCACGCGAGGCGGGAGACGGAGGGAUGCGGAGGUACGGGGCGCAUCGGGGCGCAUCGGGGCGCUCCGGGGGCGCCGGCGCGUUCAGGUGCUGCCGGUUGUCAUCCAUAACGAUGCGAGUGUUUCCGUUGGGCUCCUCGGGGUCUCGUACGUUUGGAUGUGCCAGCGUUAAAGUGACGGUUGUGUUAUUCUUUUAUUUUGUAUGUGCUCAUGUGUUUAUGGAUCGAGAUGUUCAAAUGCAGCAUUAAUGAGUCGUCCGUGUUGUCCAUGUUCACCGUGUUUGUGCGUCUCAUCCUCCACGGGUUUCUUAAUGUCGAGGAAAGAAAACAUUGUUCUUCUCCGUGUUUUAAGCUUUACAACCGAUGAGAACUUGUCGUGUCUCGUUUGGACUUUAACAUUAAAGUGAAUCCGGCUGCUGUGAAACCAUUUUUUUUUUAAAUCACCCUUUCUGAACUUAAUGGAUGGGUUGGGUCUGUAGUUGCCAUAGAAACGUUGCGUACACCGUGGGUGUGUGACUUAUGGGAGCUGAGCUCCAGUGUGAUUUGUCAUUUUUUAAAUAAAAAGUUUGUUAUU